CCGUCCGCCGCCGCCAUGGGGUGCUGGGGGCGCAACCGCGGCCGCCUGCUGUGCAUGCUGCUGCUGACCUUCCUGUUCAUGGUGCUCGAGGUGGUGGUGAGCCGGGUGACCGCGUCGCUCGCCAUGCUGUCCGACUCGUUCCACAUGCUGUCGGACGUGCUGGCGCUGCUGGUGGCGCUGGUGGCCGAGCGCUUCGCCCGGCGGACGCGCUCCACGCAGAAGAACACGUUCGGCUGGAUCCGCGCCGAGGUGAUGGGCGCGCUGGUGAACGCCAUCUUCCUCACCGGGCUCUGCUUCGCCAUCCUCCUCGAGGCCGUCGAGCGCUUCCUCGAGCCGCACGAGAUGCAGCAGCCGCUCGUGGUGCUGGGCGUCGGCCUGGCCGGGCUGCUGGUCAACGUGUUGGGGCUGUGCCUCUUCCACCACCACAGCGGCUUCGGCGGCCACGGCCACGGCCACGGCGCCCCCGGACCCCGCGCGUCCGACGGCCACGCCGCGGGGCCGCCGGGCCGGCCCGACCCCGACCCGGAGGAGACCAACACGCUGGUGCCCGACGGCCGCCGCGCCAACGGGCUGAAGGCCGAGCCCUCAGAUCCAGAAAAGUCCAGAAGCGAGACGGUGGAAGUGCAAGUGAAUGGGAAUCUUCUCAGAGAACCUGACCAUGUGGAAUUGGAAGACGGCGACAAGACUGCACAGCUGAACAUGCGUGGAGUUUUUCUGCAUGUCUUUGGAGAUGCUUUGGGUUCAGUGAUUGUAGUAGUAAAUGCCUUGGUCUUUUACUUUUCUUGGAAAGGUUGCCCUGAAGGGGAGUUCUGUGUGAAUCCGUGUACUCCCGACCCCUGCAAAGCCUUUGUAGAAAUGGUGAAUAGUACUCAGGCGACAGUUCAUGAGGCUGGUCCUUGCUGGGUGCUAUAUUUAGAUCCCACUCUUUGUAUUGUGAUGGUCUGUAUACUGCUUUACACGACUUACCCACUGCUUAAGGAAUCUGCUCUUAUUCUUCUACAAACCGUUCCUAAACAAAUCGACAUCAAACAUUUGAUAAAAGAACUUAGAGAUGUUCAAGGAGUUGAUGAAGUUCAUGAAUUACAUGUUUGGCAACUUGCUGGGAGCAGAAUUAUUGCCACGGCUCACAUCAAAUGUGAAGACCCGACAUCAUACAUGCAGGUGGCCAAGACCAUUAAAGACGUUUUCCAUAAUCACGGGAUCCACGCCACCACCAUUCAGCCUGAAUUCGCCAGUGUCGGCUCCGAGACAGGCGUCCUCCCCUGUGAGCUUGCCUGCAGGACCCAGUGUGCUCUGAAGCAGUGUUGUGGGACGCUGCCGCAGGCCUCUUUGGAGAAGGACGUGGAAAAGGCCCGGGCAAUGAGCAUCUCUUGCUUAGAACGUAGUGACAAUCUCGAGAAGAAGCCCAGGAGGACUAAGGUGGACAACAUCCCUGCUGUGCUGAUCGAGAUUAAAAAAAUGCCAACCAACCAACCUGAAUCUUCUUUGUGAGUCUUGACAAGGAGGUGAUCCUUGACUUGUGCUUUUAACCGCAAGAGGGAAAAGACUCCAUUGAAAUUCUAAGUUUGCCAAGUAAUGUCAUAGAAGUCCUCGCUGGUCAAACAGCUUAAUUCUAUUUUUGUAAGAACAGGAUGGGACUGCUCACAGAGGUCUAUAGUACAACUUUAUGAGUGGAGAGUACAGCUCCGCUGUAACAAUUUUGGAAAGCCAGUUUUGACACUAUGUUACAUUUUUGUUUAAGUAAGUAUAAACUUAUAUAACAUAAUGACAUUUGAUUUCCAGUUUUUCCAUGGUAAAAAAUUAAUUAGGGGGUAAAUAAAAUUGUUACUGGAAUUGCUCUGCUUUUCUUUCCCCCCUUUGUUAAAUUUUGUUUAUUAGGCUUGUAAUUGCUAGAACUUUAAAAAUCGAGUUUGUUUCCUUUUACAUGUUAGGUGAUAUUUACUUGCCCUGUGAGGUCAUUAGUUUGCAUAAAGGCAGCAUAUUUUAAGAGUGACUCAUGGAUAUUAUUAGGAAACGUUUCUUUUUCUUCACCCAGGGUAUUUAUAAUACUGAAGAUCAGUUAUUAUCCUAUAUUCUGUAUUGCUGAGUAUUAUUCUGAGAUAAUUAACAAAUUGAGCUCCAGUUUACACAUAAGAGCAGGGAAGGGAGCCUGCCAAAUUGAUAUUUAGAUUAUUGUAAAAUAAUGUUCAGGCUAUGUUUCUAAAUUGUCUGAGAAUUUGCACUCACGUUUUCUUUUACCAAAGUUAGUCUAAAACCUGGACUUGGCUCGCCAGCGCUGCUUUGCUUUGAAAGUGGCAUUGGAAACGUUGAGCUGAAAGUCAUCUCACAAGACACCUGUGCUCAGUAUCUUUAAGGACAUUACACUUAAUCUAACGAUCACAAGUCAUAUUUCAAAUUGUGGGAGUUUCCACAAACUUCAGAGCUUAAGUGGGUUCAUGGCGUCCCCAUAUGGAUCCCAGCCAAGCCCUCCAAGCCCAGCCAGCCAUGUGUGUGCUCAGCUGGGGGCCAAUGACUUGGGAGAAGAAAGCAAGCUGAAAGUCCUUGCAAUGUGGCUAACGUUCUUAGAAAGCACAAGUAGUUCAGGCAACAUGAAAAUUUAAGUGUCCAUAAGUCAUCCUGUCUCGACAUUGCUCAGACCUUCUGAUUGUGGCUGUUUUUGCCUGGUGCCACAGUAUCUACACAGGAAAUUGUUUCUGGCUGUUUCAUUGUUGCUGUGGAUUUCAAAUACCUGGAUGAAUAUUAUUUAAGGGUAUUUAAGUUAUAUUUUUCUUGAAUAGAGGUUAUGCUUUGUGAAAAAUCUAGAUUUUUGUUCUCCAAAAGAUGAAUGUUAAUAAUAGCAGUUAUCAUGUAUAGCUCUAUUUUUCUAGAAACAAGGUAUCCUGACUACUUCACUAACUUUUCUAGCUGACUACUUUUGGGAUGGCAACAUUUUGGAAUUUGUGAUAAUUCAUUGUUUCGGAUGAAAGUAUUGGCAUUUGACAUUUAACUUUAAUUAAAGGGAUGGUCUUUUCUGGUAGAAGGCGUUUUUUUCUAGUGUGAGCCUGUUGCUGGCAAUGGGCCUAUUUAAGAACAGCGGCUUUUUCCAAUUAGAAUGAGGUAACUUGAGGAACAUAGUUUGUGAGUUCACAAUUACUGUAAUGGGCCAAAACCAUAACCUGCCAAUUUGCAACACAUCUUGAUCUUUUCAUACUGGUCUCUGAUGAUGUUCAAUUCUUACACUAUUAGUAACUUUGAAUUUUGCGGCAAAAAAAAAAGCAUGAAAUUGGGGGAUCUCACACAGGUUGGGUGAAAAAGAGAGAAAGCUUUGAAUUGUACUGUAUCAUGUACAUUCCUGAUUUAACAUUCAAAACAUGGAAACAUUUACUUAAAAUCUCUAAACAGUUUGUUAGUAGAAAUAUUUCAGUGAUGAUCCAUGAGGAUAACUGGGGAAAAAUACUGCAGUCAGUGGCAUUUCCUUUACAAAUGCUCUCAAGUCUAUUUCUUACAGUUUCUUGCAGCAACUGAAUGAGGAUUUUUUUUUAAAUGGUGUAUAAGCAUGGGACAAGGGCUAUUGUUUUUUCAAAAGUGCUUCGAGGCAACAGCCUUUAUAUUUUAGUUAUUUCACUUUGCACCACUUUUAAGUAGCUGAUGUGUAACAAAGGGGUACCUAGGAUUCUCUUUUCAAAGAACUUUGUCAUAACAGCAAAAUCUGGGCACUGACUCACCUUUUGAGUUUAAGCAGAGAAUUAUUUAUUUCUUUAUAAUGCACUUUCUAACCCAUUAUUAGCUAUAUUAGCAUUAUCUUUUUUAAAAUGCUUUUAUAUUUAAAUAUUGUGGGAUUUAAGUAUCUUUUCCAAAAUCAUUUAUUCCUUCCUGAGAGAAAGUAAGGGACAUACUCUGAAUUCUGAAGAGACUUAAACCCAGUAUUUAAAUAUGCUGUUUUAUAACACUGCGUCAGUUUUAGGAGGUCCAUCGCUCCUACCGGCUCUUUUAUAUUUGAGCAAGAUCAGUGUCUUUAGAAUACGUGUUUAGAAACUUGUUUGUCGUCCAGUUUAGUGAGAAGGUGCUGCAUGUGCCUGAAUUAAAACCACCCAGAAAUUUUUCCAAACCAAAUGCAGCCUUAGUGAUGAGAGAGAUUUAAUUCUCCAUUGUCACCUUUUCACUUCUGUGAUUGUUUGUUUAGGUUUUUGUGGAGGGGCAUCUGCAUUGUGGGGACAAGAACCUAAAAUAGAUCAAAGUCACGGCAGCUUUGCCGUGUGUGUUGUCAUGCUGUAGACAACAUGAUAGGAGAGCUAAGGUCUAUGUUGGGAGAGGAAGAAUUUCCACCAAGAGCACCCUGAAGGUCACAGUAGGUAGAAGAUCGUGUUAACAUGUUUGUAUCUUGCUAACAUUCUCAGUUAACUUUAAAAGUCAAGGGAAGAGGCCUAUGGAACCAAAUGUGAAGUGUCUAGUAGGCGCACUGGCAUUGAGUUGAAUAAUUUGACUGUUUAUAAGGAGAUAACAUUUGAAUGAUAUUAAUGUCAUUUACCUGCUGUCUUAAGAUGUUCAUGCAUACACAUAUAUGGAGAAUAAUCCUACAGUAUAGAAAUAUUUAUUUUAAUAAGCGUUUCAGUUAAGUCAUAAAACAGUGUUAAAACUCCUGGGAAGGUGGAGGGUUUUGUUGUGUUUUGUUUUUUAAAUUGAAACCUUGAGAUCCAGUGUUGGGCCAUGGGGCCUGGGAACGGUAACCAUGCUCUGGCUGGCGCCCUGUGGCGGGGCACUCGUUACCAGCGAGCUCUGGGGGAGCAGUCAUUUCACUGGCACUAGAACCUUUUUUAUGUCACUCAGUUUAAACUUUUAAACCAAAAAUUGUAUGGUCCAGCGUCUUUGGUGAAGAGAUGCUGAAGGGCAUGUAACAUACAAGUAACCCGUGUUAUAUGCAAGACACAAGUUGCCCUGUGUGGUUCUGCCUCAACAGCACAGUGUGGUAUAGCACUGGGCCCUGGGACCCUACGAAGCUCCCUCUCAUGUUGCCGGGUGCCUGCAGCGCCUGCCUACCCAGCCAGCUGUGGCGCGUUCCAUGCAGUUAUCAUCUCAUGAAAUGCAGAUGCAGGUAAAUCGUCUAGUGCUGCAACAUUUUACCUAACUUUUUGUACGUUUGAUGACUGUACUGUGUUUUCCAAAGCUGUUCCUACCUCACCAUGAGGCUUUACGGAUUGUUAUGUAUUAUAAAUGUUCUUUAUGAGACAGACUACUGUGUUUCUUCUCAUUUAUUAAAAGUUAAGUAGCAAAAUAAACUAAUUUUAAUGUUGUCUGUGCGUACGACCUGCCCCCUG
Molecule: messenger RNA, 5294 nt
Organism: Talpa occidentalis (Iberian mole)
Lineage: Eukaryota; Metazoa; Chordata; Mammalia; Eulipotyphla; Talpidae
Gene: SLC30A1
Product: solute carrier family 30 member 1
Exons: 2
Coding region: 16-1491 (491 amino acids)
Biological process (GO): zinc ion transmembrane transport; detoxification of zinc ion; intracellular zinc ion homeostasis
Cellular component (GO): Golgi apparatus; endoplasmic reticulum; membrane
Molecular function (GO): calcium channel inhibitor activity; zinc ion transmembrane transporter activity
Source: RefSeq, a predicted model, not a curated record